This is a messenger RNA of Aspergillus terreus NIH2624, 2745 nucleotides long. RefSeq lists its product as uncharacterized. Gene Ontology annotation, molecular function: transmembrane transporter activity. The record is from RefSeq and is a predicted model, not a curated record. NCBI's taxonomy places the organism in Eukaryota, Fungi, Ascomycota, Eurotiomycetes, Eurotiales, Aspergillaceae. Gene Ontology annotation, biological process: transmembrane transport. Bases 1 to 2745 code for a protein of 914 amino acids. Gene Ontology annotation, cellular component: membrane. The transcript has 6 exons.
AUGGCGUCGUCCUGGAUCCCAGAACACGACCCUAAAAAGCCCAUCCACGAAAAAGCCGACGAUGUCGUCCGUCGGUACUACAACAUCCCUCGGCCGAGUCCCGUGCUUCAGGAGAUUCUCAACGACUUCGACAAGGCGUCUCUCCUCCUUGACGCCCUCCGACGCCAUAUUGCGCUGGUAAAGUGUCGCUCACAGACCUUGGAAGACGCCCAAGUUACUAUCUACGACAAGGCCUUGCUCGCCCUCACGAAGAAUGGAGAGGAUCCGAGUGACAUUGGGGCGCUUGAGCUCUAUCUGACUGAGUUUCUCGGUAUUGUUCCCAUUCUGCCUGUCGCCCAAAGUCACGAGGUGGUGUCAAAGCAUCUGGAACUACAGAGCGCCCUGGACAAAGUCUUGGCCUUGGACCCCAUUCCAUAUGAAGGAGAGGAUGUUCCCGGAAAAGCGAACAACCCUAUCGAUAUGCAUCAAUCUGCAACCAAUACCCACGGAACCAAGGACCAUCACUAUCGCUCUCAUCGGCACCACGAUAGAGAGGACAGACACAAGGGCGAGGAUAGCCAUGACGGCAAGCUCCAGACCCGCGUCGAGAGACUGCUGAGCGUCUACCACCAGGCCAAGAGCGAGUUCUACGGUGCGAUGCAGCGUGAUGGAAUGGUGAACAUUGGGAUGGCUCGAUUCCUACGGGACAGCGCCGAAAACGCCCUGCGAUACAUGCUCGACAACGGACUGAACGACCACGCCUAUAUUACCGAACUGGAGAUGGUCUUUAAACAGGCCCGUGACAAGGCUGCGGAGCUUCUGGGAGGCCGCAAGCGCCAUUUUGACGAAGGGCGCGGACGUCGCCGUCAUCGGAAGAAGGGGCGCCGCGUGAUUGACUCGUACCGACCUCAUGAAAAGCGUGUGCCUGAAACGUCCACGGUGGUUAGUUCAGCUUUUCUUGCUCUGGUAGAGGUGACGGUUUCAUCCAUAAUGGCCUCCCCGCGGCCCCAGCCCACCGAGGCUGCUUUGUCUUCAAGCACAGCCUCGUCCUCGACAACACGGUAUACUCCUGUCUCAGAAAGCUCAAAUGGAGACAAUGAUCUGUCCAGCUCCAGGCGCCCACCCACCGGUGCUCUGAGACUUCAAACAGAUUUCAGUGCACCAGACGAUCGGCUGUCCUAUGAGGACAGUCAAGAUAGCCAUGGCUAUCAUGAUAGAGAUUCCGGGAGCCGCAACAGAGCUGCUAGUAACUUUCCCAAGUAUACUCCAACAGAGGAAAAGGAGAUUGUGAAGAAGCUCGAUCGAAAGCUUGUUCCUUUUUUGGCUCUUCUAUACAUGCUCUCGUUUUUGGAUAGAUCAAAUAUCGGAAACGCCAAGAUUGCAGGUCUCAUGAGCGAUCUACAUCUAUCAUCUCAGCAAUAUGAAUGGUUACUUACCGCGUUCUAUAUAACUUAUAUCCUCUUUGAGUGGAUGACCUUGAUGUACCGCCUGGUCCUUCCGCACAUUUACAUCGCGAUAUGUGUCUGCGGAUGGGGCCUGGUAGCAUCCUUCCAAUCUUUGGUCACCUCGUUCGAAGGGCUGGUCGCGCUCAGGGCCCUCCUCGGAAUUACAGAAGCAGCGUUCGGUCCUGGCGUACCAUUCUACUUAUCACUUUUCUACAAGCGUGAAGAACUCGCUUUGCGAAACGGCCUCUUCAUCUCAGCCGCCCCGCUGGCCUCGUCCUUCGCAAGUAGCCUUGCGUGGGUCAUUGUCAAGCUCAGCAAAGAGGGCCCCAUAGCUCCAUGGCGCACCUUGUUCCUAGUCGAAGGGUUCCCGAGUGUCAUUGUUGCGGUCUUUGCAUGGAUGUUGAUCCCAGAUGCCCCAGGGAAUGCAUGGUUCCUAGCCCCUCGCCAAAGAGUUGUGGCGCAAUUGAGAAUGGAAGAGCCCAAGGCUGAGUACCAUGACGAAAAGCCUCGAGGGAAGCUGGACUGGCGAGAGGUUGGAAGGACACUGGCUGACCCCAAAUCGUACAUUACUGCAUUCAUGUUCUUUAGCUGCAACGUGGCGUUCAGUUCAAUGCCUGUCUUCCUACCCACUAUCAUCGAAGAGUGUGUCAUUCCCAUCCCACUACAGCAGAUGAAGAAACUAAUACAAUAUAGUAUGGGGUACUCCUCUCUCUCCGCACAAGCACUCUCUGCACCUCCCUAUCUCGUAGCUUUCAUCGUCGUUCUGGUGACCGCAUACGCCUCCGAUCGCAAUAGAUCGCGGAGCCCAUAUCUCAUCGCUCACGCUCUUAUCUCCUCUCUCGCUUACCUGACGAUCGCCCUGACAGGGAGGUAUCACACGCAUCUCCCCGAGUCCGUGCAUAGGCUCAUCCGCUACCUUUCCGUCUAUCCCGCUACGUUUGGUUUCUUCUCCGCCAUCACUCUAAUCAUGACGUGGUCUAUGGACAACCGCGUCGCAAAGGAAGGAAAAGGAACCAGCAUCGCGAUCCUCAACAUCAUUGGCCAGUGCGGGCCACUCCUCGGAACGAAGCUAUAUCCGCAUAGUGAUGGACCAUACUACGUACGGGGCAUGGGGACGUGCGCCUUUUUUAUGGUGCUGGUCGCCGUCCUCGCCGUUGUGCUGAGACUUCUUUUUCAGCGCGCAAAUCGCAUCUCUCAGCAAAUGGGAGACGAGAUCGAGAUGGUCUUCCGGGGUGCUGCAGGCGGAGAGGAGCGUGAAGAGCUCAUGGGUCGUGAUGCUGGCCAGGAGCCCGAUGCGGAAAAGUUCAUGUACAUUGUAUAG